ACGAUUUCCACGCGUCUUACCAUGGCAGAUUGUAGUUAGACCCGGUUUCUUAAACCGACUGGGAGAAAGACUUUUCGACACGGAAGAAAAUUUCCGCGAAACUUCACUCUUGUAAAUUUCUCUUUCUUCUUCCUUUUCUUCCUCUUCAGGAUCUGCGUGGUAAAUAAAUAAUUAUUAAUACAGAGUAGAUCUUCUUAUAUCUCCAAAAUCAAAACCCUAAAGAAAUCUUUCUAGAUUGCUCUGUUUGGCGCUGAUUGAAUAUUCUAGUAAGUAUGCUUCAUCGGAGUUUCAAGCCUGCCAAAUGCAAAACAUCGUUGAAGUUAGCGUCUUCGCGAAUAAAGCUGUUGAAGAAUAAGAGAGAAGCACAGGUGAAGCAACUCAAGAGAGAAUUGGCUCAAUUGCUGGACGCUGGCCAAGAACGGACUGCCAGAAUCCGCGUUGAACAUGUGGUUAGGGAAGAGAAGACUUUGGCAGCAUAUGAACUUAUCGAGAUAUAUUGCGAGCUUAUUGUGGCGCGUUUGCCCAUCAUUGAGUCGCAGAAAAACUGUCCCAUUGACUUGAAGGAAGCGAUCUCAAGUGUAAUUUUUGCCUCUCCAAGAUGUGCUGAUGUACCAGAAUUGAUGGACAUUCGGAAGCAUUUAACAGCAAAAUAUGGGAAAGAAUUUGUAUCUGCAGCAGUUGAAUUACGUCCAGACUGUGGUGUUAGCCGCCUAUUGGUGGAAAAAUUAUCUUCCAAAUCACCUGAUGGCCCUACCAAAAUUAAAAUUUUGACUGCAAUCGCUGAGGAACACAAUAUCAAGUGGGAUCCUAUGUCAUUUGAAGAGAAAGACACCAAACCUCCUGAGGACAUGCUGAAUGGACCCGCUACAUUUGAGCAGGCUAGUAGAGUCCAUGUGGAACCUACUAAUGCCCAAGCCUCACCGAAUAGGGUUGAUCAGGGAUCUCAUAAUUUCCAUGAUCCGUCGCAACACUAUGUAAAGCAUGAUGUUCCUGCAAACUCUCAUGGCCCCGAUUUAAGAUCUUCACCUCAUUCCUAUCCAGAUCAUAGGCCUUCAGGGAACCAUAGUGAGGUCUUAUCUGGUCCACAUAAUUGGAAUAUGGAAUUCAAGGAUGCCACAGCUGCUGCACAGGCAGCUGCUGAAUCUGCUGAACGAGCAAGCAUGGCUGCCAGAGCUGCUGCAGAACUUUCAAAUCAAGAAAGGAUAACCAGACAGCAUUUAGCAGAAUCACGGAAGGCUUUUGCUUUUGCGUCAACAGAUGUAGGACCUCAAAACUAUACUGGCUCAAAGUUGCAAGGUGAAGAUGUUGACAAAGAUCAAUUGAGUAACAACGUGCACCAAAGACAUCCAGGGUUGCAUCGUGAGGAGAGAGAAGGCAAUGAGCAAGAUGACCUGGCUGGAUUGACUAAAAGGUUUUACAAUCUCAAGAGCCCUAAUAAACCUAGUCAGUCAGCUUCCUCAAAGUCCAGUAAUUCUUUUGUGGAUGAUUAUCCAUUAAUUGAUGAUCUCCCAAUGCCUGAUAGGCUUUCUCAAAAGAGGUCUUCCGAAUUGGGUGAAUCUAGUGUAAAGCUAGAGUCUAGGGAAUCUGAGGUAAGCUUUGUGAGUAAACUGGAAGAUGGAAUGACAUCAGAGAAUGUCAGUCACUUUGAUGAAGCAAGAAUCAGAAAACAGUCUAGCAGUGUUUCCUCACAUUCGCAUCCACAAACUUUCAGUGAUGAUUACAAUGUGUUUUCCAAUACCAACCAGCAGAGGAUGGGAGAAGAGACUGAUAAGGAGCAAAGAGAUGCAAAAGGAGCAAAUUCUUAUGACAAUGCCAUGGUUUUUGAUGAUUCUUCUUCAGACAAGGAAAUUAAGUUCGAUGUGGAGGAUGAACAUAAUGACCAAGACUAUGAUUCGGAUUUUUCAUCUGAAGGUAGAAAGUCAUCUUCUCAUUUGUUAGCAAAUACAGAUGCUUGGGGCCCUAUGGAAAACAUGGAUGAGUUUCAAGGAAAGUCCAGUUCGCAGACACCGUUGACCUCGGUAUUCUUUUCUGAAGAUUUUACCGCUGACCCUGUUCCUUCCCAACCACAUGACUUGUUACCCAUGACUUUUGAUGAUUCUGACAGCGUAAGUUCAGAGAGGGAAGUGGAUCUGGAUACCUAUGAGGUGGUUGGUGGUUCAAGUACUGGCUUUUUUGCUCAUACAAAGAGUGUUAGCACCAGAAACUCUGACCCCAUGCAUAGUGGGAGUCCUCACUCAAUAAGAUUUUCACUUGCAGACGAGGAAAAUUUGGGAUCCAACCGUAAAACGCAUUUACAGACAGCUUCACUUGAUUCAGAUGUCCAAGAAGUAUUCUCUAAGAAAAAUCAGGGAACUGGAGUUGAUGUUGAAAUGGAUAAUAAGUUUGCUUAUGGUAAAUUGGACACAAGUCAAGCUUCUCCCAUACCUGUGAAAUCUUGCACAAGUUCUAAUGACUUGAAGGACAACCUGCAAACUUCAGGGCAUCCAGUAGUGAAAAAUGUUCAAAAUUAUGAAUUACCCAUCACCACAAAGAAUGCUGAUCCUAUUGAAGAAUCCAAUUUGGAAACUGGUACAGAGUUGAACUUGGGAAUAUUGACAGGUGGCUUUCGAAACAGGGGUUAUAGGCAUCCGCCAUACCACAGGAAUCUAUCAAAUAAUUCCUCAUCAUCUGAACAAGCAAUAGAGAAUAUUCAUUCAAGGACUGGUCAGACCUCUUCUCCUGUCAAGGUUGAUAUUGGUUCUGGAGCUCGUGAUCAGGAGACAAACAAUCAGAGACUGCACCCAAAAGUAGAUGUAAAAGCAAGCUCAAGAACCCCAGCUACAUAUUAUGAUGACGAUUCUGACGAGGAAGUUCCACAACAACAUUUUAGCAAUAGUCCAAAGUCAUAUGACCGAAAAUCAGUUAUUGAAGGGAAUGAUAGGUCAAGCACAAAGACAUCAGAUAAUCGUGAUUCUGAGUUUUCUAAGCCGAAUUCAUCUAGCAAAACUCAUUUAAGCACUAGGUUUUCUCGACGAACAAAGGCAUCUCCUUCUAAUAAAGAUUAUUCUUUGAAGCCUUCAGUGCUUUCCAAGUCUCCAGUGAGUGCAGACUCUUUUGUGGAAAGAACACCAUCCUCAAGUAGCUCCUACACUGCUGACGCUCAAUCAAUCCCCCAGAGCAGAAGCUCAGGUUACCAGGGAAGUUCUGAGCAAUGGAGGUCAACAGAAGAAGCAGCUUCUAAGCGAAUUCAGCAGUCCAAGAGGAUCUCAUAUGAAGAAUCAUCCCCAAGGAGUUCAGAUGCUAUUUCUAGUCAGCAAAAACCACCAUCUCAGUCAAAGAGUUCAGAUUACUGGGGAAGUUCUAGGCAGUCACCUAGAUCAGCAGAACAAGCAGCUUCUAAGCAAAUUUCAGAAUCUAAGAGGUCUUUGCAUGAGGAAACUCUUAAGUCAUCAGCUCGGGAACAGCCAUUUAGUUCUCCUCCUAAGCCAGUAGCAACAGACAGUGCUCAAAGUUCAAAGACUUCCAGUACACAUGGUGAGACGCCAUCCAGGGAGAAUUCCAUUAAUAAACCCAGCCAUGUUCACCCAAAACUUCCUGACUAUGACACCUUUGCAGCGCACCUACUGUCUCUCCGGCAGAAUCACCAAUAAUUUAUUUUAAGAAGAUGAGAGCUUUACAAUUAUUAUGGUUUGUUAUUCUUUUAGAUUCUGCAUCAUGAAAAGGACUGGAAUGAAGUUGGUUACAGGGAUUACAGAUUCUUUCAGUUACAUAUAUAUUCUCCUCUGCUAUUAUUCUUUAGGAUUUAAUAUAUUUUUUUCCCAUGCUUCUCAGCACUCUUGUUGUAUCAUAUAUUUCGAGAUUAUUGUCAAAAAAACGAGGAAACAUGCACUUAUAAGUUGCUGUAAUAUGAGAAAUGUUGGAUUUUUUUCUUUAA
This is a messenger RNA of Populus nigra (black poplar), 3913 nucleotides long. RefSeq lists its product as uncharacterized. Gene Ontology annotation, biological process: protein transport. The transcript is spliced from 7 exons. The record is from RefSeq and is a predicted model, not a curated record. Lineage: Eukaryota; Viridiplantae; Streptophyta; Magnoliopsida; Malpighiales; Salicaceae. Bases 273 to 3629 code for a protein of 1118 amino acids.